AUGAUGAAAGAACCUGAGAAAAUCAUGAAAAAGAAUAUCUUAAAUGGACAAAUUAAAUACUAAGUUAAAUGGAAGGGCUUUGAAGAAACCACAUGGGAAUCUGAUGAAACUAUGAAGAAAUACAAAGAACUCAUUGAAGAUUAUAACUAUUUCUCCUUGACUGGUGAAAGAUAUGAUGAAAAAAAACUAGAAGAAAUCAGAUAAUUGACUGUUCAAUCACAACCCAGAACUGCUAUCAAAAGAGUAGCAAUGCCCAAAUUAAUGCCUCCAACUGAAUCAAACAAAAAAGAAAAAAAAAUAGAUAAAAUUGAUAGCAAACAUAUAGAAAUAAUAGACAAUCCUAAAAAUGAUUAACAAUAAGAUAAAAUAAAUAUCAUUUAGCCUUCCAAUACUACAAACAAUCUCCCUGAAACACCUAAGUAAUUUUAAUAUCUAAAUUUAAGAAAAGCACCAGAAAAAUUAGCUAAUUCCAAUGACAAAUUAGAAAUAGUAAAAUUGCAAUCCAAUGAUAAUAAAGGCCUGUUUUCUCUUAUUUGGAAACAAAGAUCGGAUGGCAUUCAGCCUUAUUGUGAUGAAUACUCCUAUGAGGAUUUCAAGACUUAGGCUCCCUUAUUUUUUAUACAAUUUUUUGAAACAUGUAUUUUCGAAUGUCAAAGUUAAAAUGAUGUUAAGUAAUUAUUCAAUUAUAUUUAGAUUCGAAAUACAAGGCUAAGAUAUGGCUGAAAGAAUUAAAGUGAUUAAAGAUAUUCUGGAACAAAAUGAUUAGGAUAAAAAGAUUAGCCAAAUCUAAAAAUGA
Paramecium octaurelia is the source of this 796-nucleotide messenger RNA. The record is from the annotation of a GenBank genome assembly. NCBI's taxonomy places the organism in Eukaryota, Ciliophora, Oligohymenophorea, Peniculida, Parameciidae.